Messenger RNA from Pleuronectes platessa (European plaice), 2992 nucleotides. Its product is annotated as receptor-type tyrosine-protein phosphatase C. NCBI's taxonomy places the organism in Eukaryota, Metazoa, Chordata, Actinopteri, Pleuronectiformes, Pleuronectidae. Gene Ontology annotation, molecular function: protein binding. The record is from RefSeq and is a predicted model, not a curated record. The coding region runs from base 273 to 2450 and encodes 725 amino acids. The transcript has 16 exons.
UUUCAAUGUGACUUGCACUCGCUCGACUUGAAACCAGAAGCGAGGUUCAGGGUUCGGGGAACAAGACGAAGAAGGAUAGGAAGAAGAGGCAACUGAUAAGUAAGAAAAACAUAUGAAUCAUAGAAGAAGACAACGUUGAGAACUUACUUCUCUCUUAGAGUCGUGUUGAGAAUUGGAAUUAAGCUUUGAUCAGGCGUCUUGAGAUCUGCCGGUCGGUCCCCUCUAGGACUGUUCUGUGUGGUCGUGGCAGGAACACACCCUAACUCCUGGAUAUGGCAGGUCUCCGUGGUGUCAAGAUCCUGCUGCUCUGGGCUGGAAUCAUUGGUUUGGCUAAAAGUCAAACGCCCACUGUACCAGACAAUGCUCCCACUGCCUCACCUACAACCAACCACACGAAAGGCCCUUCGCCCCUGACCUCACCUGAAGACUACUGGCUCAACACCACAGUGGAUAACACCACCCCAGUGCGUCGCUCUACAGCUCCGCCGCUAGAGUGUAAUUACACUGUAAAAACCAUCAAGUUUGGCCUCCAGAUUGACAUCACAAGCUCUGCAGUUAACCCUGUUCCUACCUCCAUAAUGAUUCAUGAAGAAGGGAAACCACAGACUGCAGCAAGAUUCUCAGCUCCUCAUUCCAAUCCAAGUUCAUCCCAUAAAAUCAAACAGCUGAAGCCCUGCACUAAAUAUGAGUUUAAUGUGAUACUUGACGAUAAAGACCGACGAACACCCUGCGAACGCAUGACUGUAAAUGAUAACAUGACAGAUCCAAUAAUGAAAGAGGACAUUGAAGAGGCCAACUGCAGCUCUACCAGCAGCAAAUCCGUCUGUUACCAAUCUGGAUGGGACAUCAGCUCUUUACAAACGACUCCAGAUAUGAUCCCAGAUCUGCAAUGUGGCAACAACACCGUCUGUUUCAAACCUGGUUCUGAUGACAUUUGCUCUAUUAUGACUUUCAACUUCAGUUCGAAAACCUGCACCAGCACUUCCUUUCAGCUCGACAGAAACAUCAAAAUUCGCGAUUUUUUAGAUGUCAAAAAUAUAAAUCAAACUGCUCCAACACAAUUUCCUGUAAAAUUUGAAACAAAAUUACCUCCAAACUGCAACCUCUCCAUUGAUUACACCUGUCAUAUUUUCUAUCCUCGUCGAGGCUACUACCCAGAGCUUCACGGAUUCAAUAAGGCUAAGAAUCUGUCUGAGCUGGAGCCUUUCAUGGACUACAAGUGUAUCGGUCUCAUCAAGGACAAGAACAAUGUCACUGUAUACAACACAACUGAAGUUAAAGUCCGGAUCGACUGUGAUCUCAAAAUAGUCUUCACAAAUACAAGCACCACCAACACAUCCUCUCAGCUGACUUGGACCACGACCAUUAACAGAUGUAAAGACGUGAUUCAGAAGCUUUUGUUCCACUGCCGCUGUGGAGAUUCAUACCAACGUGUAUGGAGUUCCAAUCAGCCUUCAGGAGGAACCUGCAACAUUACUGAUCUGAAGCCAUACAGGGUCUCCACCUGCUGGGUCCAACCCUACUACAACUACCGUCGAGUCGGGAACUCCUCUUCUGUGAAACAGAAAACUGAGAUUGGAGUACCAGAGGAUAUAGAUAAUCUGAAGCUGGAGGUCAAAGACCAUAAUACGAUCAUUGUCACCUGCAAUCAUUCUCAAAUCUUCAAUGGACCUGAGGGAGUAUUCAAAGCACAACUUCAUCAUGGUGGUAGCUCUGUGGAAAGAAAUGAUGAAACAUGUGAAUUUGAAUUCAAGAACCUGGAGUACUCUACGAAAUACACUGUGAAGGUGACUGCUGCCAACAGUCUGUUUGAGAGCAACCCCGUCACAGAGCAAAUUUCUACUGAAUAUAUGAACAAAACUGGAAUUGUUUUUUACUUCUUCCUGACUCUCCUCACGUUUGUGUCUCUGCUGAUGGUCGUCUCCAAGAUCUAUGACUUGAGCUGCGGGAAGUACCACCCUAAAAGGAAAUCGGGUCUUUUGAAGGUGCCACCGCCUGACUCGGUGGAGGAGAUGAACCCUGAAAACCCAGCAUGUGUGUACGAGACACUUUCCUCAGAGAAAACCAAUCAGGACAGUUGCUGCCUGAUGGAGAAACCAGGUGACACAGGAGAGGAAACCCCCCCUAACCUCACCUCGACCCGCCCACUCCCCUCCACGCAGACCAGUCCGCUGCAUCUCGGAGCGAGUGAGCAGGAGGCUACUGUACAAAAGCUGUCUGUUUUAGAGAAAGAUGUUCAGGAGCUGCAGAAGCUUCUCGGUCGAGACACAAAAAAGUCUCGAGGCAGCAAGGCAGCCCCAGCGAGCAGAGAGGUCGGCUGCCAGAUGGAAAUGACUGAGCUCUGCCUCAUCCAGCCGCCCGGCCCUCAUGCUGCCGGUCCAGGGUCACGGAGCGGUGCCUGGACUGAGGGAGCAGCACGAGCAGAGCAAACUCAGGAAGGAGAAAACUGAAGCUCAGAGCAGGGCGAGGGAGGAUGACUGCGAGCCCUGUAAAGACAGCAGGUGGUCUGGAUGUCCCUGAAGGUGGAGCAGUCGAAGACGGCCGUGAUCGUCUUCUUUCCCGUCUUGUAGGGAUAAAAGAAGAUUUUGAUACGGACCUGUUGUUUUGGUUCCAGGUCCGGGAGCCUGUGAGAGACGCAGAGGACCAUGAGGAGUUCUACAUUUACAGCAGCAGCGUUUAUUAGCAGCAUUAAACUGGAAAACCUUUCAAUAUGGCAACUAAAGCUGAGUCGAUCAUUAAAACUCUCUUUUAAAAUGUGUUGGUUUUACAUUUGCUUCAUUUGCUUCAUCAGCUGCGAGUUUAACGUUUGACAACAUUAAGUUCUUUUGUUGUUUUUCAUAUCUUAUUUUUUAUUUUUAUUAGUCCUGAUGAUAUAUAGAGAAAUUUGAAAUUAGUAAUAAAUGUAUAAUAUAUAGAGAAAUCUGAAUUUUUGUGUCGAUUAAUAAUUGAAGCACGUGAAAACAAAUAAAGCUUUUUUUUAAUGCUCCAGGAA